Molecule: messenger RNA, 1744 nt
Organism: Cydia fagiglandana
Lineage: Eukaryota; Metazoa; Arthropoda; Insecta; Lepidoptera; Tortricidae
Gene: Wwox
Product: WW domain-containing oxidoreductase
Exons: 7
Coding region: 78-1349 (423 amino acids)
Molecular function (GO): protein binding
Source: RefSeq, a predicted model, not a curated record
ACUCGCUUGAGUCACAACAAAGAUUUUAUUUUACUCAAUUUAUUUAUUGUUAAGAGUUAAAAAUAAGAAUACAUACGAUGCAUAACUUGGAUUCAGACAGUGAAGAUGAAUUGCCUCCAGGUUGGGAGGAAAAAUCCACCGAAGAUGGAAGUGUUUACUUUGUAAACACAUGCACUACCAAAACCCAAUGGACUCAUCCACGCACAGGCCGUAAGAAAGUUAUACCAAAAGAAUUGCCCUUUGGCUGGUCGAAAACUGUAGAUGAAGAGGGGAAGACUUUAUACGUUCAGCAGGAAACUGGCCACAAGACUUAUGUGGAUCCCCGACUAGCUUUUGCUAAGGAGGAGAAAAAACAUGUGCAUGAUUUUAGGCAGAGGUUUGAUGGAUCUUCGACUGCAUUUCAAAUUUUGCAUGGUGUAGAUUUAUCUGGAAAAUAUGCCAUGAUAACUGGGUGCAACACAGGCAUUGGGUAUGAGACAGCAAAGUCUCUUGCGCGCCAUGGAUGCAAGAUUUUAUUGGCCAAUCGCAAUAUGGAAGCCACCCAAACAGCCAUAGAGAACAUUGUGAAAGAAACAAACGCUGCCGAAGAAAAUUUAAAAGCCAUUCAACUUGAUUUGUCAUCCUUACAAAGUGUGAAAAAAUGUGCAAUUAUGGUGAAAACAUUAUUUUCAGAUCAUCUUGAUAUGCUGAUACUGAAUGCUGGAGUGUUUGGUAUACCUUUCACAGAGACUGAAGACAACUAUGAGACAACAUUCCAAGUGAACCAUCUCAGCCAUCUGUAUCUGGCCAUUUUGUUGGAACCACUACUUAAAAAGGGCUCAAAGGUGAUUUUUGUUUCUUCAGAGUCCCAUCGUUUUGCCAGCCUAAAGAACCUGUUUGCACAGCAAAGCCUUUCGAUGUCUAAGGACCAGUACAGUGCAAUGAUGGCUUACAACAAUUCUAAACUCUUCAACGUUAUAACUGCAAAGAUUCUGAGCGAGGAAUGGAAAGGCAAAGGCAUUUGCGUGAACUCACUUCACCCGGGCAACAUGGUCUACACAAACCUGAGCAAGUCUUGGUGGCUGUACAGGCUAGCAUUCAUGUUUGUCCGACCUUUCACCAAGUCUUGGCAACAAGCAGCCGCCACGACGGUGUACGUAGCCACGGCGGCGGAGCUCGAAGGCGUCACGGGCCUGUAUUUCAACAACUGCUUUUACUGUGAAGAGUCCGCUUUAUGCAGGGACAAGGAUAUAGCAAAUGAAGUCUUCGCUUUGUCGCUAAGAAUGAUAGAACAACGCGUCGGCCCCGAUGGCCUUCAGAAAUAUUUGCAGAAAUAUUGCCCACCUAGUAGUGGUGGUGUUCAGGCUUAAGGCCCGUUUACAAAAUGUAUAGAAAACCGUGAUGUGCGAUAUCGUAUAAUUUAUUUAUAUUGUGUUAAUAUUUUAAUAGUCGUUUACUCUUUGGGUGCGAAAUUGGUUUUGUGAAUAUAGAUGGUCAAGCAGAUCUCAGUAGAAAAAGGCUGCAAAUUUUGAGUACCGUUGCUUUUAUGUAGUCUAAAGUUAAAGCCGUAAAUUUGGUGCGGUCAAAAUAUCUCUUUCUCGCUCUAACAGCUGCGUCUGUAACUCACUUACGGCGACUAAUUUACACACUAUCGAUACGUGCGGUAGUGUCUUACGGAAGUAGGUACCUAUGUAAGUUUUUAUGCAUUUAUUACUUCAGUAUAUUAUUUAAAAGGAAAAAGGUGCUAUAAUUCUAUUAAGGAUAA